GAGGAAAACUUGAAUAAAGGUGACAUUCGUCUUCAUCAACCUCCAUGUUCCCUCACUCUCAUUCAGUCAAUCUCUGCCGUUGAUCUUCUCUUUCUAGAUCCAUGACCCUUAUGUCCUUCAUAUCUAGGGUUUCCCUUUCCAACACGAUCUCCAUCUCCCGCCACCACAAUGUCCUCCAAGAUCAGCGGCCGGGUUUCGCCUCAGCCGUGUCCCCACCUCCUCGACUUCUGCUACCGCAACGGCUCCAAUCCGUUUCGCGCCCUCCAGGACUGUAUCCGUGUCAAGCCGCCCGGUGGUCGCGCCGCCAUACGGAGGGAACCCUUCGAGGUGCCCCGGUGCGGCACUUGCGACGAAUCCUCCCGUCCAAGGCUCUACGCUUGCGUCGCCUGCGCCGCCGUGUUCUGUCACGCGCCUCCACUUCAUUCUCACGCGUCGGCUCACGCGCUUUCAGUCCCCGGCCACGAGAUCGCUGUUGAUGUCGACCGAGCUGAGCUGUUUUGCUGCGCGUGCCGUGACCAGGUCUACGAUCGCGACUUUGACGCCGCUGUAGUCGCUCAAACCAUCACCUCCACCACCUCCACUUCUGGAUCCACCGUAACUCAAUGCAAAGCCACGGGAUCUCAACCGGAUAACCUCCGAAAGCGCCGUCGAGUAGAUUAUAGCUUGUGGGCUCCAAAUUCAAGAGAAAACGCCAUAAUCGAAAACCAUUCGAUUCCUCUCCACGACGCCACCAAUGGUUCAUUGAUUUCAUCGACAGAAUUACCUUGGGGAUUACGCGGAUUGAAUAAUUUGGGGAAUACGUGCUUUAUGAAUUCGGUUUUACAAGCAUUGCUCCAUACGCCACCAUUGCGAAACUAUUUCUUGAGCGAUCGGCAUAAUAGAUAUUAUUGUCAGCAAAAAAAUGGCUCCACCCUCAAUGGUUCCAAAAAUUCAAGAUUCUGUUUGUCUUGCGACAUGGACGCCAUGUUUUCGGCUGUUUUCUCGGGGGAUCGUACUCCUUAUAGUCCAGCUAAGUUCUUGCACAGUUGGUGGCAGCAUGCAGCAAAUUUGGCGAGUUACGAGCAGCAGGACGCACAUGAAUUCUUCAUUUCCAUGCUUGAUGGAAUCCAUGAAAAGGUGGCUAAGGAAAAAAGGAAGACACACAGUCCAGGCACUGGAGAUUGUUGCAUUGCACAUAGAGUAUUUUCUGGUAUUCUGCGAUCUGAUGUCAUGUGUAUGGCUUGUGGUUUCACAUCCACGACAUAUGACCCGUGUCUAGACAUUUCUCUGGACUUGGAGCCAAACCAAGGGGUUUCCGGGAAAUCUUCAUUGGCAAAAAGCAACAAUUCUUGCAAUGUUGAGGCAGAUUGCAUGGGUUCAAGUCAAAAUUGUGGGAUAUCUACUUUAAAGGGUUGCUUAGAAAGAUUUACUAGAGCUGAGAAGUUGGGUUCUGAUCAGAAAUUUUUCUGCCAAAAGUGUCAGGUGAGACAAGAAUCCCUUAAGCAGAUGUCCAUAAGAAAGCUUCCAUUGGUUUCGUGCUUUCACAUCAAAAGAUUCGAGCAUUCUUCAAUACGAAGGAUGUCGAGGAAGGUUGACCGGUAUCUGCAGUUCCCAUUUUCGUUAGACAUGGCUCCUUAUCUCUCAUCUUCCAUUUUGAGGAGUCGAUUUGGAAACAGGAUCUUCCCUUUCGGUGGAGAUGAACAAGAUGCAUGCAAUGAAGUAUCAUCUGAAUUCGAGUUGUUUGCUGUUGUCACACACACAGGUAAAUUAGAUGCCGGCCAUUACGUGACGUAUUUGCGAUUAAGUAACCACUGGUACAAGUGCGAUGAUGCAUGGAUUACUCGAGUUAACGAGAGCAUCGUACUUGCUGCACAAGGAUACAUGAUGUUUUACGUACAGAAGAUGCUAUAUUACAAAGCAAGUGAAAAGCAAGCUGCUUCGUGGUGUGAUGUUCGGAAGUAAGUAUUUGGGUGUUUUUUCGAAUCAAAAUCAAGUAGAGCUCAGAAGGAGAGCUGCUACAUCAAUUAAAGUUAAGGUUACCGUGGAGAUACACAUCAGAUGUCAUGGCUAAUUUUGUAUACCAUGAAAACAAGUUUCAUCAAGCUGCUCUGCUCGUUGGUAAAAAAGACUGGGGGCUGCUUGUUCUUUUCGAGCGCUUAAUACUCGAUCGGGUCAGAGAGUUAAGUGAGCCUAAAUUUUUGAGGCACUACAAUAUUCCGGGGAAUCAAAAUUUUAUAAGGUAUGGAUUCCUUAAAUAUGAUUUCUGAAUGAGUGUUGGCCAAUUGAUUUCUUUUUCCUUUUGGUCUUUCAAAUCCUGUCUAUGCAUGAGUUGAAAGAAUAUUGGGGGCACAAUCAUAACAAGGGAACAUAUACGUAUA
Gossypium raimondii (Peruvian cotton) is the source of this 2357-nucleotide messenger RNA. RefSeq names its product ubiquitin C-terminal hydrolase 22. The record is from RefSeq and is a predicted model, not a curated record. Lineage: Eukaryota; Viridiplantae; Streptophyta; Magnoliopsida; Malvales; Malvaceae. Gene Ontology annotation, molecular function: zinc ion binding; cysteine-type deubiquitinase activity. The transcript is spliced from 3 exons. Gene Ontology annotation, biological process: protein deubiquitination. Bases 169 to 1941 code for a protein of 590 amino acids.